CAAAUAGCACCGGGAGAAGACUGGGAAACAGCAGGGAAGGACAUUUCAGCUAAAAGGGAAAAGGUUGUUGAUGGUUCUGUUCAAAGAAAUAUCACAAAGAAGAAAAGCUUAACUGAAAGCCUGAAAGUAAAAGAAGCUUUGCGAUCCCUUGUGAGAGGAAAAAACAAACAUUUUGGCUCAUUGGAGAGAAAAAUCCACCAAAGUCCACCAAGCCAAUAGGUACAGGCCAGCCCAUAGCAAGGAGAAGUGGUAGCUGUGGCGGCCUCUCUCUUUUCAACAUGGCGUCUGUGAAAGAGGUAUCCAGCUUCACUGAGGACCUGCUGUGCCCCAUCUGCCUCUCCAUCUUCCGAGACCCACACAUGCUGGAGUGUGGCCACAGCUUCUGCGCCCCGUGCUUGGAGCCCUGCAUCCCCAAGGGCCAGAGGCGCGGGCUGUGCCCCGAGUGCCGGCGACCAUUUGCUUUGCGCCGCAUGGCCAUCAACCGAGCCCUCUGCAGCCUGGCCGAGAAGGCCCGCCUUCUCAAGCUGGACGAAGGUCCCCAGGUCGGUGGGACCGGAGGCUGGUACUUCUGUGAGGAGCAUGAGGAGCCGCUCAAACUCUUCUGCAGCCAGGACGAGGGGCCCGUCUGCGUGAUCUGCCGUGACUUGCCUCAGCAUCGUGGGCACGACUUCCUGCCCAUCAAAAACGCGGUCCAGGCCUAUCAGGACCAGCUGAAGGCAUCUCUAGAGCCUCUGGAGGAAGGUCUCAGGCGGUUGAAGAUGAGCCAGUGUCGCCAACAGGAGAACAUUAUAGAACUGAAGACCUGCUCCGAGUCCUUGUCUGACCACGUCUCUGGGGAAUUUGUGAAGAUGCACCAGCUGCUGAGCGACAGAGAGCUGGGUUUAAAGGAGGCCCUGGAGAAUCAGCGAGAGAAGAACUUGGCCCAGAUGGAAACCAAGCUGAAGGAACUGAACUGGAAGGUGGCCUCUUGGUCGGAGACCCUCUGCCGGGUGCAGGCGGGACUGGAAUGCAAGGACCAAAUCAGUUUCCUCAAGGAGGCAAAAGAGUUGCUGGAGAGGGUCCGCACAGAGCAAGGAGCCCAGGUUGAUGAGGAAGAGGAAAUAGAAGCUGAGGCGGCGGAAGACAUUUUGGGAGCCAGCAGUGAAGACACAGACGAGUGUGAGAAUGAGACGGAUGAGGGGCUGGCGAGAGAUGAGGGAGAUGCCUAUGAGGAAGAGGAGGAGGAGGAAGAAGAAGAGGAGGAGGAGGAAGAAGAUGAGGAGGAGGAAGAGGAGGAAGAAGAAGAGCGAGUGCGAGAGAUGGCCGCAGAGGAAGAAGACGAAGAUGGAGUGGUUCCUGUGGACUUGAACCUGGGCGAGUUCAAGGGCCCUCUGCAGUUCUACGCCUGGAAAGAGCUCUUGGGUGCCGUGCAUCCAGUCCCUGCCUGCAUCACUUUGGACUGCAACUCCGCUCACCCCAGCCUGGUCCUUGUGGAGGAAGCCACCGGGGUCAAGUUCAGCCCGGGGCGACGCUUCUGGCGACGGAAACCCGAGCGCUUCACCUCGAGCCCUUGUGUGGUGGGCCGGAAGGGCUUCACCACGGGCCAGUACUACUGGGAGGUGCGUGUCGGGGACAGCGCGGGCUGGGUGAUCGGGGCGGCCAAGAAGUCGGUGAAACGCAAGAAGCGCCUGAACUUCCGGCCCAAGGAAGGCGUGUGGGCCAUCGAGCUGCGGGCCGGGGAAUACCGAGCCCUGAGCGAGCCGCGGACCCUGCUCUCGGUCUGUGGGAGGAUGGAUAAGGUGGGGGUCUACCUGGACUUUGAAGGGGGUCAGCUCUCUUUCUACAACAGCAGCAGCAUGAACCACCUCUACACCUUCCAAGUGUCCUUCCACGAGGAACUGCUUCCUUUCCUCAGCACCCAAGGCAGCCACCCGCUAUCUGUGUGGGACCUGGAGCUCUGAGUUGCUGGAGAGCUUUCAGAGAUGGGUGGGAUCCCAUCGCAGAACCACCAAAGUCAGGCUGCUGAUCCGGAGCCCUCGAGAAACAAACCCCGCUUCAAAGGUUAUUUAUGUAUGCUACGACCGCUGCCAGAACUUUGUUAGCCCCAAAAUGGAAAGUUCCAGAAUUACCAGCAAUAGAGGAGAUGGUUGAUUAUGCGGAACUAGCAAAACUGACCUGUAGAAUCCAAAAUCAGGAGGAAGCAAAAUUCCAAGAAGAUUGGAGUAAAUUUAUGGAGUACAUAAAUAACAACUGUAGAAAUCUGAAGACUCUGGCAGGACUGGAAUAAAUCUUACGAUGUAGAUAGAAUUGGAUACAAUAAGAAACUCUGGAAAAGUAACUGACAUAAGAAAACCUGUUGAAGGGAGGGAAGGAAGUCAAUGCUCAGCAGAGUGUGGGGGAAAGAAUGUGGGUAAAUGAUUGUUGAAUUUUACUGUAUUUUGUUUGUUUGUAUUAAAUGAAACACCAAUAAAAAGCAUGAUAAAAAUUUUUAAAAAAGAAAGAAAUCAGACUUUUGGCAAUAAAGCGACUGCGCUGGAAAGAGCAAGGUAACACACGCUGUGAGGCAACACCGUCUAAUUUCUCCUCAAAUGAAUCAGAAUGAAUCAACAUUACAUAGUUUAGGGCAUGUCAUUUUAAGGGGCAAAGCUUAAUUUCUGCAAAUUUCUUCUGCAAGCGGUCUUAAUAAUACAUUUUUGGCUGUGAGGAAUUCAAAUCUGCUAGGUUUUUUUGUGAUCAGACAACAUUUAGCCUUGUAAGUUUGAUGAAGAAGCGUAUGAACUGCUUUUGGAAAACCAAGGAAUUUUAAUUUUACCUCAUGAAAAUGUCAGGUAAUGCUGAAUAAUCACAAUGACAAUAAUAAAUAUAAAUAAAAUUCAUAUAUAACUGCAA
Molecule: messenger RNA, 2868 nt
Organism: Podarcis raffonei (Aeolian wall lizard)
Lineage: Eukaryota; Metazoa; Chordata; Lepidosauria; Squamata; Lacertidae
Product: nuclear factor 7, ovary-like
Exons: 7
Coding region: 279-1940 (553 amino acids)
Molecular function (GO): zinc ion binding; protein binding
Source: RefSeq, a predicted model, not a curated record